Scheffersomyces stipitis CBS 6054 is the source of this 1458-nucleotide messenger RNA. RefSeq names its product U4/U6-U5 snRNP complex subunit. The transcript has a single exon. Gene Ontology annotation, biological process: mRNA splicing, via spliceosome. The coding region runs from base 1 to 1458 and encodes 485 amino acids. Gene Ontology annotation, cellular component: U4/U6 x U5 tri-snRNP complex. Lineage: Eukaryota; Fungi; Ascomycota; Pichiomycetes; Serinales; Debaryomycetaceae. The record is from RefSeq and is a predicted model, not a curated record. Gene Ontology annotation, molecular function: U6 snRNA binding; protein binding; U4 snRNA binding.
AUGGGGGGUAAAGGAGUUACCGUAUUAAAUGAUCCACGAAAUCGUGUAUCUUCUAGUUUUGAUGCGAAAACUGUCCCUACAUCCGAUCCAGAGGUCCGCGCAGAGCUCAGAAAGCUUGGAGAGCCUGUAACUUAUUUUGGAGAAGAUGAUUCUGAUCGUAGACAGAGACUUAUAAAGCUUCUCUCCGAGAAGAAACAUACUAAUUUUGACUUUGACUAUGAAAUGGAAGAAGAUGAAUUGUUAGAAAACGAAGAAAGCGAUGAAAACGAGGAUGACGAAGACUUUUAUACACCUGGAGAACAGGAAUUGUACACAGCCAGAGAAGAAAUACUCCAUUCUUCGUUGGAAAGGGCAAGGAAGAGAAUAGAGAAACAACAAAAGAAAACAAAAGACCAGAGCUUUAUCAAGUAUCUCAAACAUAGGCGACACAUUAAUUCACAACUAGCCAAAUACGAGCUUUUUGGCACUCAGCUUAUACAAGGUAAUACUAGAGCUCUAUCAGCCGUGAGAUUCUCAAAAGAUAGUGAAUUGAUAGCGACAGGUUCGUGGGAUGGAGGAAUCUACAUUUUAGAUUCUGGAGAUUUAUCAACUAAGUUUAAGCUGGCAUCUGGGUAUCAUUCAGAGAAAGUAAGUGCUAUAGACUGGGAUGUCUAUACAGACAGCAAUCUUCUUGUCUCAGGAGGUAAUGAAGGAAACAUAAACUUCUGGAAAGUUAAUAAGGAGUCAGAGACGAAAGUAAUAAAGCCCGUCGUAUCUAUAAAGGCAGCCCAUGAUAAUCGUAUUACUAAGACGUUGUUUCAUCCUAGUGGUAGAUUCGUAACCUCGACAUCAUGUGACCAGACAUGGAAGCUUUGGGAUGUCAAUCGUCCCGAAAAUGCACUAUUGCAACAAGAGGGUCAUUCUAAAGAAGUUUUUGCUGGGUCUUUUCAUCCUGACGGCAGUUUAUUUGCCUCUGGAGGUUUUGAUGCUAUUGGAAGAAUAUGGGAUAUGCGGUCAGGAAGAUCAAUAGUUACACUUGAAAGACAUAUAAAAGGUAUUUACAGUAUGGACUGGUCGCCAAACGGGUACCAUUUGGCUACAGCUAGUGGAGACUGCUCGGUGAAGAUUUGGGAUCUUCGAAAACUCCAACGAGACUUCAAGGAGAUAUUUUCAAUUCCAGUGCAUACGAAGCUCGUAAGUGACGUGCGGUUUUUUAACAGGAGAUCUGUGUCUAAUGUACUUUCGACCGAAGUUGCAAAUGAGAAUGGAGACAAUCCUGAAGUUCUCGACUCCGAUGGCUCUUUUCUCGUUACCUCUUCUUUUGAUGGACUUGUAAAUAUCUGGUCAGCUGACAAUUUCAUCAAGGUUAAGACCCUUAGAGGACACAACGACAAAGUGAUGAGUUGUGAUAUUAGUUGCGAUGGAAGUACAAUAGUAUCGUCGGGAUGGGACAGAACCGUCAAGUUGUGGAAGAGCUAG